Odontomachus brunneus is the source of this 2132-nucleotide messenger RNA. RefSeq names its product F-actin-capping protein subunit beta (gene cpb). Gene Ontology annotation, biological process: cell morphogenesis; actin cytoskeleton organization; barbed-end actin filament capping. The transcript is spliced from 4 exons. Gene Ontology annotation, cellular component: cytoplasm; F-actin capping protein complex. Gene Ontology annotation, molecular function: actin filament binding. NCBI's taxonomy places the organism in Eukaryota, Metazoa, Arthropoda, Insecta, Hymenoptera, Formicidae. The coding region runs from base 210 to 1031 and encodes 273 amino acids. The record is from RefSeq and is a predicted model, not a curated record.
AACCUCGCUCUUCCUUGAGACAUAGCCAGCGAUGAGCCAAUCGCCGCUCGCACCACGACACACCCUUUAAAUGCCCGUUUCGCUUAUUUUUGAGAAAAUUCCAGCAAGGUAGUGACUAUUAAACGCAUCUCACAUUUAUUUCCAUUGUCGACAUCGACUAACAAGGUUUUCAUGUUCGUCGGCCUAUAACCAAUUCACAUCGGAGCACUAUGACGGAACAGCAAAUGGAUUGUGCACUGGAUUUGAUGCGGAGAUUGCCACCGCAACAAAUUGAGAAGAACCUCAGCGAUCUGAUUGACUUGGUUCCUUCCCUAUGCGAGGAUCUAUUAUCCUCGGUAGACCAACCAUUAAAAAUUGCCAAGGAUAAAGAAUCUGGCAAGGAUUAUCUUCUUUGUGACUAUAAUAGAGAUGGAGAUUCGUAUAGAUCUCCUUGGAGUAACACUUAUGAUCCACCAUUAGAAGAUGGUUCAAUGCCUUCUGAGCGGCUGAGAAAACUUGAGAUAGAUGCCAAUCAUGCCUUUGAUCAAUACCGAGAACUCUAUUUUGAAGGUGGAGUCUCUUCGGUGUAUUUAUGGGAUUUAGAUCAUGGCUUUGCAGCAGUCAUACUUAUCAAGAAGGCUGGCGAUGGUUCCAAGAAGAUCAAAGGCUGCUGGGAUUCGAUACAUGUUGUGGAAGUACAGGAGAAGUCCACUGGUCGUACAGCGCACUACAAACUCACAUCGACAGCUAUGUUGUGGUUGCAAACCAACAAACAUGGCUCUGGUACAAUGAAUUUGGGUGGCAGUCUAACCCGCCAGGUGGAGCAAGAUGCUCAGAUCAGUGAGACAUCCCCACAUAUCGCUAAUAUCGGCAGAAUGGUCGAAGAUAUGGAGAACAAGAUUCGCAACACGCUAAAUGAGAUUUAUUUCGGCAAGACGAAAGAUAUUGUGAAUGGAUUGCGAUCGGUGCAGUCUUUGGCCGAUCAAAGACAACAGGCUGCACUUAGACAGGAUCUCGCGGCUGCAUUGCAAAGGCGAAAUGCCAACAAUUGAUCUUGCGAGCAACAGCAGCAUCAGCAGCAGCAGCAAGAGAGCUUUGAUUAUGAUUGCGAAUAGAUUUCAUGGUAUUUUUGGAUCCUCUUCAACCUUGCUUGGGAUCUUUGUAUUUUCACAGACAUCUUUAUAUUCUUGAAAUCCAUGGGAUCUUUGGAUUCUUGGAGAUUCUGGAUUUUUUGCGGCGAUCUUCUUCGAGAACUUCUUUCCCAAAAAGAUCUUUUUGGGCCUUUGGGAAUCUUAAAUGCUGCCACAUGAGUCUUGAGGUCAGAUUGCAUCCACAGAACUUGCGAAUCCUUGGAAUCAUUGUGGUCGAUCUUCACGAAUGAAACGUGACACUUAUUCCUGCGCUUUGUUGCUCAGAGAUAUGAAUAAUACAGACGCGUUGAUUAAACCUAAACAGUAUGAAAUAUUUUUUUGUUUAAUUUCGAGUGAGAGUUUAUUGUAAAUAUGCGGGAAAGGUGCAACGCGUUUUAGAAUGAUAAAUUAAAUAAAAAAAGAAAUGUAAAGUGCAAAAGUGAGUUGUAAUAUUGUAGUCUAACGUUUACUACGUGAGAAGACCUUAAAAAGCACAUCUAGCUAUUAAUCCUCUUUCAGUUUGUGUUAAAUUUAAUAAUUACGAAAAAAUGAUAAUCUGUCAAGUUUUUGUAAUUUGAUCAAGAUUACGAAUUAUUUUAAAAAAUAUUAAUAUUUCUCUUAUACUGUUUAGGAUUAAAUUUAAAAGCGCGUUAUUAAGCGCCGAAAAAUGUAAAGUUAUACAACGCAUCGCAAUUGUUAUAACGAGAAGUUUAUCCUUCGUAUAAAUGUGAGAACUUUAAAAGUUCCACGUAAAAAUUUUCAUCAUUUGUAUUAAUAUCCGUUAAAUAUGAUAAAGUGAUAUAAAUUUUGCGAUAAACUAUUGACAUUGUGUGAAGUAACGCAUUUAAUUCAAGGACAUCCCGUUUAUACUGUUUAGAAUUGACUCGAGCUACACAGCUAAUUCUGAGGAACAGUAUAAAAUGAUUUAUUUACGUAAAAAGUCCAAAAGGAGAGCAUUGCAUUUUGCAUUUGUUAUAAUAAUGAAUCCAUAUAUAGUGCGCAAAUAAAAAUUUUAAAAUUAAA